GAACAGUACGCUACACACAGUAAGCCUGCGGCGCCCACUCUUCCUCUUGUCAGAGACUCAACAUCACUGUCUCUGAAGAGCUCAGUCUCAGGAGAGUCAAGACCAGCCAGCGGCCAAGGCAGCCAGUCAGGUAGUCCUGGAGGAGAGGAAGACCUGAACUGAGACUUCUGCUGUUGAGUGCCAAGGCCGCUCAGGAACACUGGCCCUGCUACCAGAGCCCCAGGAGCCUCCAUGAGUGCCGAAGAAGGGAGUCCUGGAUAGCGAGGCCCUGUCUGGUCCAGGAGAGGGUACCCCAUCAUGGCACCCAUCCUCCAGCACCUGCAGCAAGCCACCAAGAUAAUGAGCCGCAGGAAAAUCCUGCUGCUGGUGCUAGGGUGCAGCACCGUAAGCCUCCUCAUCCACCAGGGGGCGCAGCUCAGCUGGUACCCCAAGCUCUUCCCGCCGAGCUGUCCGCCUUCGCGGGCCUCGCCUCCGCGCCCCAAGCACCUGACCGUGGCCUUCCUGAAGACGCACAAGACCGCGGGCACCACGGUGCAGAACAUCCUGUUCCGCUUCGCGGAGCGCCACAACCUGACGGUGGCCCUGCCGCACCCCAGCUGCGAGCACCAGUUCUGCUACCCGCGCAACUUCUCGGCGCAGUUCGUGCACCCGGCCACGCGGCCGCCGCACGUGCUGGCCAGCCACCUGCGCUUCGACCGCGCCGAGCUGGCGCGCCUGAUGCCGCCGGGCACCGUCUACGUCACCAUCCUGCGCGAGCCGGCCGCCAUGUUCGAGUCGCUCUUCAGCUACUACAACCAGUACUGCCCGGCCUUCCGGCGCGUGCCCAACGCGUCGCUCGAGGCCUUCCUGCGCGCGCCCGAGGCCUACUACCGCGCGGGCGAGCACUUCGCCAUGUUCGCGCACAACACGCUGGCCUACGACCUGGGCGGCGACCACGAGCGCAGCCCGCGCCGCGACGCCAGCUACCUGGCGGGCCUCAUCCGCCAGGUGGAGGAGGUCUUCUCGCUCGUCAUGAUCGCCGAGUACUUCGACGAGUCCCUCGUGCUGCUGCGGCGCCUGCUGGCCUGGGACCUGGACGACGUGCUGUACGCCAAGCUCAACGCGCGCGCCGCCGGCUCGCGCCUGGCCGCCAUCCCCGCGGCGCUCGCGCGGGCCGCGCGCGCCUGGAACGCGCUCGACGCCGGCCUCUACGACCACUUCAACGCCACCUUCUGGCGCCGCGUGGCGCGCGCCGGCCGCGCAUGCGUGGAGCGCGAGGCGCGCGAGCUGCGCGAGGCCCGCGAGCGCCUGCUGCGCCGCUGCUUCGGCGACGAGCCCGCGCUGCGGCCCGCCGCGCAGAUCCGCACCAAGCAGCUGCAGCCCUGGCAGCCCAGCCGCAAGGUGGACAUCAUGGGCUACGACCUGCCCAGCGGCGGCGCCGGCGCGGCCACCGAGGCCUGCCUCAAGCUGGCCAUGCCCGAGGUGCAGUACUCGAGCUACCUGCUGCGAAAGCAGAAGCGCCGGGGCGGCGCGCGCGCCCGGCCUGAGCCAGUCCUGGACCACCCCCCGCCGCGGCCCAUCCGGGCGCUGCCCCGCGGCCCCCUGGGUCCCUGA
This is a messenger RNA of Talpa occidentalis (Iberian mole), 1593 nucleotides long. It is a transcript of the gene GAL3ST3, whose product is annotated as galactose-3-O-sulfotransferase 3. Gene Ontology annotation, cellular component: membrane. Gene Ontology annotation, biological process: glycolipid biosynthetic process. The transcript has 3 exons. The record is from RefSeq and is a predicted model, not a curated record. Lineage: Eukaryota; Metazoa; Chordata; Mammalia; Eulipotyphla; Talpidae. Gene Ontology annotation, molecular function: galactosylceramide sulfotransferase activity. Bases 298 to 1593 code for a protein of 431 amino acids.